GUCCUCAUCAAUUUAUUUAAAGACAGGUCAACCUGUCCUGUCGAGAAGUGCUGACACAGGGAAUGUUGUGGACGAAACUCCUUAUCCCUCGCCAUGGCGCCUGCUUUGGGGUCCCAGAAAUUAAGCAAGGAUGAUGUGAAUGACAUGUUACACUUUCAGAUGAUUAACGAGCAACAAGUGGAGGACAUCAGCAUCAACUUUUUCUACAAGCCUCACACUCUCACCCUUUUGACGUUCACUGUGGCUAGCUUGAUGUACUUCGUCUUUUCCAGGUAACCCAAUAACCGUCGACAGCUCAUUUGACUUGCCAGUAGGUCUAGUGGUUGUGAUAACUUGGCCUAGCUAUCUAACCCAAAUUGUAUAAUUAAACUACAUUUUAGUCAUUUAGCAGACGCUCUUUUCCAGAGCGACUUACAGUUAGUGAGUGCAUACAUUUUUCAUACUGGCCCCCCGUGGGAAUCGAACCCACAACCCUGACGUUGCAAGCGCCAUGCUCUACCAACUGAGCUACAGGAGGCCUAACUACAGAUGAUUAGACAUUUAAAGGGAAAAUAUGCAGUUGCUACGUCCAGUUUUGGACUUAUAUGUACCCAUUGAUUCUUGAAGAAUAUAAGUUAUAAAUGCUUCAUGAGCAUAGUUCAACUGUCAUACCCCAUCAGAACCCAAAAUAUCAGCUUGUUUUACUCCAAUGUUUGUAAACAAGGUAAAUGUAAACAAACACUAUAUAGACUCAAAACAUGGUUAAAACUAUACUUUUGAUAUCAUGGAUGGUCAAUCCGUGCAUCCAUAGCUAAGAGCAAUUUCUCAAGUAAGAAUUUUGUUAGGACUGUCUGGGAGUACUCUGAGUGGGGAGGAGAAAACUGAAAACAAGCUGUUAUUGGCAGAGAGGUUUGGAACUCUCUUUCAUAUUGGUCUAUGAAAUACUUUACGGCCUGGUGUUGUCACCAGGCAGGCCAAAACUCCAUCCCACCAAAACAAGCUGAAAUUUCAGCUGCUCUUUUCAAACAGCUUUCACACUAAAAGGGCAUUAUCAUAAUUUUCAUAAUUUCACAGUAUCAUUCCAACCUCAUAGUAUGGAAAAUAUAUAAAACACAGGAAAAUCACGUUUUUGACUGCACUGGGCCUUUAAUGUUCUUUAUUGUAAUAAUAUACAAUGCUGAACAUGCAAUAAUCAAACAAACUUUUUUAAAUGUCACAUUUGACUUUUACUGUAUCAAAGUAAACCUCACUUUAUCCUCUGAGAAUAAUGUACAUAUUGCAUAUCUCAGCCAAUGCUUUUUGAUAUCAAACCCUGCUCUCUUUGCCAGGGAUGAUGCAGAUGUUGACAACAACUUUCGAGUGGGUUUCCUGUUGGUUGUCUUCUUCUUCCUCGUCAUCAGUGUCCUGGCCUUCCCCAAUGGUACUCACUCAGUCACUGCCUUGUACUUGACAAUAGCCCAGCCCAGCACCUGGUAGAAAGGGUGUGUCUGCAUGGGGUGGGUGGGAGGAAUGUUGUUCUAGUGUAGAUAAAUGGUCACAUAAUAGACAUUCAGGUCUUUCUGGUUCAUCCAAGGUCCAAAACUAGUCUUCAGCAUGGCCUCUUGCAGCUUGACAUGGUUUUGACUGUGAGUGAAUGGGAUACUCACUGCUAGCGGUUAUGCUACGUUAACUUUUGAAGUGCAGUAUAUGAGGGUUUUGGUCAAUCCACUCUGAUAAUGGUUGAUACAUGUAAAUGCAUUAUUAAUCCUCUUCAGGUCCAUUCACCAGACCACAUCCUGCGAUUUGGCGCAUGGUAUUUGGUGAGUAGGCCUACUGCACAGUACAACAAGUCACAUCGUCAGUGGAGCUCCUUUAUGGAACCAUGUCCAUGGAACUCCGCUCUGAUUGGUUCCUUCCUGUUGUUGUCAGGUCUGAGUGUUCUGUACUUCCUGUUCCUGGUCUUCCUCAUCUUUCUGAACUGGGCCCAGGUGAAGAGGAUCAUGUACUGGGUGGACCCCAACCUACGCUACGCUACCCGUGAGGCUGAUGUCAUGGUGAGUCAUUUUAAUCUCUGUAUGCUACAGUAUCCACCUCAUGCCAGACACCAUAUUCGUGAGUAGGGUGAAGUUGUCCCUAGACGCUGAUUAAGUGAUCAUAGUUUGAGUUUGGAUUCUGCACUCCACCACUCCCUAUGUGGUAAUGUUAUCCAAUGAAAUUUGCAGAAGGUAAUACCAGCUUUCUGUAAGAGGGCGAACCAUAAGACGUUGAGGACAGAGUUACCACUGAGCCUAAAGGAUUAUUCAGCAUUGGGUUAAACGAUUGGCAUCAGCCUGCCCAGCCCAUGUGGAUACUGUUGCCAUGUAUGAGGGACAGUUUCAAAAACGUUAUUAGUAAAACUGGUACUGUUAAAUAUUGACAACUUUUAUCUCAUCAUGCAAAAGCUGUGAGAUAAAGAAAAUUAAAUGGCUGUUACACUUAAAAUAAAAUUGUAUUUGUCACACGCUUCAUAAACAACUGGUUUAGACUAUCAGUGAAGUUCGGGCAGUUCCCAACGAUGUAGGGAGAAACGAGAAAUAAUAGAACAAUUAUAAAGAGGAAUAAAUACACACUGAGUAACGAUAACUUUGAAAUAUACACGUGGUACCAGUACCGAGUCGAUGUGCAGGUGUACAAGGUAAUUGAGGUAGGUAUGUACAGUACAUAUAGGUAGGGAUAAAGUGACUAGGCAACAGGAUAGAUAAUAAACAGUAACAGCAGCGUAUGUGAUGAGACGAGUUAGUGCAAAAAGGGUCAAUGCAGAUAGUACGGGAAACUAUUUGGUUAACUAUUUAACUAACUAUUUAGCAGUCUUCUGGCUUGGGGGUAGAAGUUGACCGCCUGGUAUGGAGGUCCUGGAUGUCAGGAAGCUCGGCCCCAGUGAUGUACUUGGCCGUACGCACUACCCACUGUAGCACCUUGCGGUCGGAUGCCAAGUAGUUGCCAUACCAAGCGGUGAUGCAGCCAGUCAAGAUUCUCUCAAUACUACAGCCCUGUCGAUGUGGAUGGGCGCGUGCUCGGCCCUCCGUUUCCUGUAGUCCACGAUCAGCUCCUUUGUCUUGCUGACCCCACUGCCAGGUCUCUGACCUCCUCCCUGUAGGCUGUCUCAUCGCUGUCGGUGAUCAGGCUUACCACCCACUGUCGUCAGCUAACUUAAUUAUGGUGUUGGAGUCGUGCGCGGCCACGCAGUCGUGGGUGAACAGGGAGUACAGGAAGGGACUAAGCACGCACCCCUGAGGGGCCCCCGUGUUGAUGGUCAGAGUGCCGGAUGUGUUGUUGCCUACCCUCACCACCUGGGGCGGCCCGUCAGGAAGUUGCAGAGGGAGGUGUUUAAUCCCAGGGUUCUUAGCUUAGUGAUGAGCUUGAAGGGAACUAUGGUGUUGAACGCUGAGCUGUAGUAAAUUAACAGCAUUCUCACAUAGAUGUUCCUUUUGUCCAGGUUGGAAGGGGCAGUGUGGAGUGCAAUAGAGAUUGCAUCAUCUGUGGAUCUGUUGGGGCGGUAUGCGAAUUGGAGUGGCAUACGUCCAGGGUGUCUGGGAUGAUGGUGUUGAUGUGAGCCAUGACCAGCCUUUCGAAGAUGUAAUGUCUACAAAUGUGAGUGCUACGGGCGAUAGUCCUUUAGACAGGUUACCUUGGCGUUCUUGGGCACAAGGACUAUGGUGGUCUGCUUGAAACAUAGGUAUUACAGACUGGGUCAGGGAGAGGUUGAAAAUGUCAGUGAAGACAUGCUCUGAGUAUGCGUCCUGGUAAUCCAUCUGGCCCUGCAGCCUUGUGAAUGUUAACCUGUUUAAAGGUCUUACUCACAUUGCCAGCAGCAAACCACCCUGCAUCUUACUGCUGGCUUGCCUCUGAAGCUAAGUAGGGUUGGUCCUGGUCAGUCUCUGGAUGGGAGACCAGAUGCUGCUGGAAGUGGUGUUGGAGUGCCAGUAGGAGGCACUCUUUCCUCUGGUCUAAAAAAUAAAUCCCAAUGCCCCAGGGCAGUGAUUGGGGACAUUGUCCUGUGAAGGGUGCUGUCUUUAGGAUGGAACGUUAAACGGGUGUCCUGACUCUUUGUGGUCACUAAAGAUCCCAUGGCACUUAUUGUAAGAGUAGGAUUGUUAACCCUGGUGACCUGGCUAAAUUCCUGAUCUGGUCCUCAUACAAUCAUGCCCACCUAAUCAUCCCCAGCUUCCAAUUGACUCAUUCCUCUCCCCUGUAACUAUUCCCCAGGUUGUUGCUGUAAAUGAGAAUGUGUUCUCAGUCAAUUUACAUGGUAAAAUAAGGUUAAAAUAAAUAAAAUUGGCUACAGAGAGCGUGAUCACUCAAUCGUCCGGAACAGCUGGUGCUUUCAUGCAUGGUUCAGCGUUGCUUGCCUCAAAGCGAGCACAGAAGAUAUUUAGCUCAUCUGGUAGGCCCCUAUCACUGGACAGCUCGCGGCUGGGUUUCCCUUUGUAAUCUGUGAUAGUUUGCAAGCCCAGCCACAUAUGACGAGCGUCUGAGCCGGUGUAGUAGGAUUCGAUCUUGGUCAUUUGACGCUUUGCCUGUUUGAGGGCUUAGCGGGGUUUCUUAUAAGCGUCCAAAUUAGUGUCCCGCUCCUUGAAAGCGGCAGCUCUAGCCUUUAGCUCUGUCCAGAUGUUGCCUGUAAUCCAUGGCUUCUGGUUGGGAUAUGUACGUACGGUCACUGUGGGGAUGACGUUGUCGAUGCACUUAUUAAUGAAGCCGGUGACUGAUGUGGUAAACUCCUCAAUGCCAUUAGAUGAAUCCCAGAACAUUUUCCAGUCUCUGCUAGCGAAACAGUCCUGUAGAUUAGCAGCUGCUUUAUUGGACCACUUCCGUAUUGAGCGCGUCACUGGAACUUCAUAUUUGAGUUUUUGCUUGUAAGCAGGAAUCGGGAGGAUAGAGUUACGGCCAGAUUUAACAAAUGGAGGGAGAGCUUUGUGUGUGUGUGUAUGUAUGUGGAGUAAAGGUGAUUAGAGUUUUUUCGCCUCUAGUUGCACAGGUGACAUGCUGGUAGAAAUUGAGGUAAAACGGAUUUCAGUUUUCCUGCAUUAAAGCCACUGGCCACUAGGAGCGCCACCUAUGGGUGAGCAUUUUCUUGUUUGCUUAUGGCCCUCUACGGCUUGUUGAGUGCAGUUUUAGGCCAGCAUCGGUUUGUGGUGGUAAAUAGACAGCUACGAAAAAUAUAGAUAAACUCUCUUGGUAAAUAGUAUGGUGUACAGCUUAUCAUGAGGUAUUCUAACUCAGGUGAGCAGAACCUCUAGACUUCCUUAAUAUUAGAGAUUGCGCACCAGCUGUUGUUAACAAAGACACACAUACCCUGAGCUUCCUCGAUGCCACCGUUCUGUCCUGCCGAUGUAUAGAAAAAACAUGUAUUUAUAUUUACCAUGUCCUUGUUCAGCCACGACUCUGAGAAACAUAGGAUAUUACAGUUGUUCAGAUCACGUUGAUAGGAUAGUCUUGAACUGAGUUUAUUCUCCAGUGAUUGCAUGUUCGCUAAUAGAACAGAGGGUAGAGGCGAUUUAUCCGCUCUUCGACGUAGUCUCGUCAGGUAUCCGUUAGAUUAAUUUGGAUUUUAAGAAUAAUGACUAAAGGAUUUCACCCCAAAUACAGUAUAAAUGUUAGAAUUAUCAUGUAGUGUCAAACCACUAACAGAGGGGGCGGUACUAAACAUUCAAGGGUGAAGGGGAAGGCGGAAACUGUUUAGAAAAGCCACCUAAAGGUGGGAGGAGUCAAGUUCAGGAAGUAUAAAAUCGUAUGUUUGUGUUUUUGGCGUCAGAGCUCUCCAUGAAUAAAUAUACAGAUAAUACUUGUGGGUUGUGGACCUUGAAUCAUUGAUGAUUAAAACCAGAGCCUUACAACCUCUGGUAAUGAUUCAAGCUAAGGUUGAAUUAGAGAUAGAAAUUCACGUGACAGUAUCCCACAAGCCGGCCUUCUAUGGCGCUGUCUCCUCCUUCUUCGAGUGUUCGGGAUUUGGGCCUGGUCCGCAAUAAUCAAUAUCUCUUUUGUCUCCGACUCAUUGAAGUAGAAGUCCUCAUCCAAAUCAAGGUUAGUAAUGGCUGUUCUGAUGUCCAGAAGCUCUUUUCGGUCAUAGGAAACAAUGGCAGAAACAUUAUUUGCAAAAAAAGUUAAGAUAAGUGCAAAAAAAUACACAAAAUAGCACAAUUGGUCAGGAGCCCAUAAAAUGGCCGCUAUUCCCUCCAGCGCACCAUCCUAGUCUCGCAAGGCCUUCCUUCCAAAUCUCUUUGACUCAACUAUAGGUGAGCGAAGCCUGGGCAUCCAAGGCUAGCAUCAUCAUGACUCACCAUACUGCCCAUCCACCACUGUCUUGUUACGUGUCUUAUCUGCCUCUUCUGUGUCCGUGUCUUACCUGGCACUUCUGUGUCCGUGUCUUACCUGGCUCUUCUGUGUCCUUGUCUUACCUGGCUCGUCCGUGUCUUACUUGGCUCUUCUGUGUCCGUGUCUUACUUGGCCUUUCUCCCCCUGCAGGAAUAUGCAGUGAACUGCCACAUGAUCACUUGGGAGCGGAUCCUGAGCCACUUUGACAUCUUUGCGUUUGGGCAUUUCGCGGGCUGGGUCAUGAAGGCAAUGCUCAUCCGCAGCUACGCCCUCUGCUGGACCAUCAGCAUCACCUGGGAGCUCACUGAAGUAAAUAAUAGGUGCAAGGAAGUCUGUGUUUGCAUCCCAAAUGGCACCCUAUUCCCUAUACAGUGCACCUUUUUCUUAGCAGUGCACUAUAUAGGGAAUAGGGUGUUGUUUGGGACAUGUGUCUUUGUGAAGUGCUACUCGGUUUCCGUCAACAGAUCCCAUUUAGGUUUGAAACAGUAUUUAGACUCUGAUUGAUUUGAAAUAUUCUAUUGCAUUGGCACGUUUGAGUCAGUUUGUAGCUCCCCAUUCACCUCUGUCUCUCUCUCUCUCUGUCUCUCCCCCCCUCAGCUGUUCUUCAUGCACCUGCUGCCUAACUUUGCUGAGUGCUGGUGGGACCAGGUGAUCCUGGACAUCCUGCUGUGUAAUGGAGGGGGCAUCUGGCUGGGCAUGACUGUGUGUCGCUUCCUGGAGAUGCGCACCUACCAAUGGGCCAGCAUCAAGUGAGUUCUCCUCCUAUUGGAUUCCUCCCUUCUCCUGUAGCGUUAUGACAGAUGACACAAUACAGUUCACCAGUCCCAAUUAAAAUACAUUAUUCUACUUAAUUUCUGCCUGCUCUGAUUUAGUGCGUGUGUGCUUUCUCAUCUAUGUAUGUCGCUUAAUGCCUGUACAGUAUCUCUGUGUUUAACCUUGUGUGCCUAACUGUCUGUCAACACCCAUCAGUGUUACUUCCCAGUGUGUAAGUGUACCUUUCCCUGUAUAUCUGUAUCUAUGAUGUGUCUUCAGAGACAUCCAUACGACCACAGGGAAGCUGAAGCGGGUUGUGCUCCAGUUCACCCCAGCCAGCUGGACCUACGUACGCUGGUUAGACCCCAAGUCCUCCUUCCAGAGGGUGGCAGGGAUCUACCUCUUUAUGAUCCUCUGGCAGGUGAGCUCUACCCUCUGACCUGGAAAUGAUACAUAGUAUUUAGUGCCAGGAUUAGAAGUCAGAAUCCACACAGUUUGAUGUAGUUACUCUGUGUAUAUUGACUUGAAAGUAAUUUGUGAUUGAACCCUUUUGGGAAUCAAAUGGAGUUAAACUAUUUACAAAAAUGUGUGGUGUUUUUUUUUAUGUUGAGCUGUUGGUAUGUUUUCUAUGGUCUUGUCUUAUUGAAGGUGGACUACUACAUACCUGAAGGUUAUGGGGUAGAUUGUAUGGUAUCUAACUGUGGGUACAGUGAUGUUUUAAUAUACAUGUUGCUGUACUACUACUCUUCUCCCUGUCUGUCUUUUCUCCCUGUCUGUCUUUGCUGCCUUUCCUCUAAACAGCUGACUGAGUUGAACACGUUCUUCCUGAAGCACAUCUUCGUAUUCCAGGCGUCUCACGCUCUUAGCUGGUGCCGGAUCCUCCUUCUUGGAAUCAUCACAGCUCCUACUGUGCGGUAGGGAGCCUUUCCACCACGCCACUCCGCCACUCCACACGUGUGCUCUACAUUCCAGCGGCAGAAGGGAAUUAUGACAGUUAGACACGUGCAGUCUCUUUUCGUAUAGAUGGAAUUUAGUUGGAAGAAGUUUUGAACGAUUUCUGUAAACCCUUCUGUUUAUCUUGAUGAUUUGACAGUUGUUGUUGUGAUGGCUGUAGAUAAACUGUAUUAAAUGUUUGUCUUCCUGUUCUUUCAGACAGUAUUAUGCUUAUUUGACAGACACACGGUGCAAAAGAGUGGGGACACAAUGUUGGAUGUUUGGGUGAGUCUUUCCUGUAUCCUCUAGUGGCCAUUUCCUGCUGUUGCUUAACUCCACUCUAAUCUUGCGGCCACGUCAUUGACAAACUUCUCAGAAAUGCUGUGGAUGGGAAAUUGGGUCUCGUCCAAUUUUGUUCCAAAUAUUGAUGCUGAUCUUAUCGCAGUCCUAAGCUGGUGAUUGCCCCGACUAGGCUCUGGUAACCAUGGUGACCAGACUUGCUCUCUCACUAUAAAAUAGAAAACAAUGAGGCCCUUAUAUGCCCCUGACUUCACCCCUUCAAAGUACCCUCUGUAGUCUGGUGACUAGAAUUAAGGAGGAAAUGUAUUUGUUUUCUGUGACUGUGUUUUAACAUAGUGUGAUUAACAAAAAUAUUGUUUAAUAAAAAAACAAAUUGAUAUUUUGAUAUAGAUAAUGCCUGUUGUAAAAUGUAAUUAUUGUUAGAGGUGAAUGUUUGGUGGUCCAGUGUCCGUUAACAACGGUCUCUAUCUAACCCACAGGGCCAUAGCCUUCCUGGAGGCCCUGGCGUGCGUUAAGUUUGGUCAGGACGUGUUCUCCAAAACACAAGCUCGGUCUGUGUUACAGUGGCUUCUGUGUGUGGUAAGGGCUGUGUCUCUCUCUCUGUCUCUGUCUCUGUGUGUGUGUUUUUCUAUGUGUCUCUUUGUGUGUCGCUGUGUGUGUGCAUGUGUUAACCUCCAAAACAAUCCUCCCUGCUCCAAUCCUCAUACCUCAAGUAUCCAUAACAAUGACAUGUUAUUUAGACUGUGUAAUACCAUUGGUAUGCUCUGACAUGUGACUGCUAUGUGGGUGGUACUGUAAGUGCUCCCAUUGUGUUGUCAGUGCUCUCUACAUCUCUCCUUCUCUCUCUCUCUGUAGGCCUUCAUCACACUUCUCUGUCUGUAUGGGAUGGUGCGGUAUGAGCAAAAGUAUGAGCCUGAGUUAAAGGUAAGUUUCCAGUCUAUUGCACAGAAAGGCUAUGUCGGCCUUUGUGUAGUGUAGUUUGGUCUUUCUAAUUGCUAUUUUUGCCUCUAACUGACCAUCAAGAACCAUCUUUUCUAGAGCGUCUCUGAGAGUGAUGACGGCAACUUAAUAGAGUCAUGUGGUUACAGCCCUGAUGACAUCACAGGUAAGCGUUCGACUUAAGUGGAAUGAGGUAUUUAUAUAUAUAUAUACAGUACCAGUCAAAAGUUUGGACACACCUACUCAUUCAAGGGUUUUUCUUAAUUGUUUUACUAUUUUCUAAGUUGUAGAAUAAUAGUGAAGACAUCAAAACUAUGAAAUAACAUGUAGUAACCAAACAAGUGUUAAACAAAUCAAAAUAUAUUUGAGAUUCUUCAAAGUAGCCACCCGUUGCCUUGAUGAGAGCUUUGCACACUCUUGGCAUUCUCUCAACCAGCUUCCUGAGGAAUGCUUUUCCAACAGUCUUGAAUGAGUUCCCACAUAUGCUGAGCACUUGUUGGCUGCUUUUCCUUCACUCUGUGGUUAAAAAAACAACAAAAAACAUAUUUGCUGGUGUUUGUCAAUGAGCAUAUUUCCUAUAUGUGUCCUCUUGUAGGUGAGAGAGACUCUCGGAAUAACUCAGCCAGCCCAUCUAAACGAAGGAGAGGCACUGGGAGAACCAAAGCUGCCAAUGGACACAAAGAUUAA
Coregonus sp. 'balchen' is the source of this 9921-nucleotide messenger RNA. Lineage: Eukaryota; Metazoa; Chordata; Actinopteri; Salmoniformes; Salmonidae. The record is from the annotation of a GenBank genome assembly.